AACCGACGAGGGACGCUGGAAUUGUUGAAUUUAAACACAGAAAAGUGCAUUUCAGGGUGGAUAUGUAUGAAAAGAAAAAAAGGGGUAAGAAUACGGCAGAAGGUGCAAUUCAGCCCCUCUACGUCCAUUGUUGUGGCACAUCAGCCCCUCUACCUAAAAGUAGAGCAAAUCAGCCCCUCCACUUGACAAAACCCGCAAAUCAGCCCUUCUGCUGACGAUGACCUCAUCAAAUGUCAUCUUUCCGUCCACAUCCUUGUUACUCUAUUACCAGUGCUGAUAUGGCAUUAGGUGGGUGAUGUGGGCAAUUUAAAUUGUAAAAUUACUAAAGAGUCCUCAUCUACUUCCUUUUCUUCCAUUCAUCUUCUCUCUCCUCUUUUACAGUCUCUCUCUUCAUAUUGCAGAUUUACUUCUUUUUUUUAAUAGUUUAAAUUAAAAUUUUCUUUAGAU
Messenger RNA from Rubroshorea leprosula, 447 nucleotides. NCBI's taxonomy places the organism in Eukaryota, Viridiplantae, Streptophyta, Magnoliopsida, Malvales, Dipterocarpaceae. The record is from the annotation of a GenBank genome assembly.